AACCAGUUAACGCCCUUGGUACAGCUGCGAGCUUUAUGAUCAAAUUAGCCGAUGAUGGCAGUCGGUGCCUGCGUUGAGCACUUUCAUAUCUCUGCUACUGAUUGUAGUUUUAAUUGUCAACGUAACUUGUCGCAUUUCCUUCGGUGGUAGGCAACAUUUUAACGGAAAACGUAAUGCAAGGACCAAUGGACCACGAAAAGAAUUGACGCAAAAUGGAUGAAGAAAUAGAAAGCAUACGUGCGGCCGCCGCUGCUAUUCCAAAGGGUCCGCUAAAGACGGAAGAAAUAUCUCCAAGUAGCCCAGACAAUGAACCAAGCGAGCGAAGUGACGGCACCACGUCUCCUCCACCUAAUUGCAGCAUUUGCUUGGGCAAGCUCGUCAACAAAUCUUUCACCGACAGCUGUUUGCAUCAGUUUUGUUUCAGCUGCUUGUUAGAGUGGUCGAAAAUAAAAACAGAAUGCCCUCUGUGUAAACAAACUUUCAAAUCCAUCAUACAUAAUGUUAGAUCCGAGGGCGACUAUGAUCAAUAUCAUGUUCCCCGUCAGUUUGUCUCACUGUCUGCGUCACAAAUGGCUGCAACAGUGGAUGUUCAUUUUGAUCUGGUCAGCAGUAUAAACCUGCCGAGGGAAACACAUGGAUUUAGUUACCGUACAACAAUGACACCUAAUCAUAGAUACCGAAAUAUCUUAAAUCCCGAACAAGUUAUGAGGAAUGAACAACUACCUGCUGUUACGUCACUAGUUACUAGAGAGGAACGAAGACUGCGACGUACUAAUCCUAUUGACUAUCGGCGCAAUGUGUAUCGUUUUGGACAUUGGGCGACAUCUCUACCAGACAUAUUUGGAAACUUCAGGGAAUGCAGUGCUGAAUACUAUCGGCGAAACCCAAACCAAUUGAAUCGAUUGAUUCCUUGGCUGAAUCGCGAACUGCAAGUAUUGCUUAACAACAAUGCUCCACAAAUAAGUUACGUGAUGCGUGUUAUCAUGGAAUCUAUCACACGGCAUGACUUGAGAAGUUCCGACUUUCGAGACACAGUUCGUCCCUACUUUGCCAUGCACACCGAGCACUUUGUCCAUGAGCUACUUAACUACGCGCAGACCAGUUUUGACUUGAUUGGUUAUGAUCAAUACGUUACCUAUGUUUCAAAUCGUGGUUUGUCCAAUGAAUAUGUCCCUGUCGUAUCAUCACCCAGUUCUAGUAGCAGCAGCAUAUCUACUGAUUCAGAUGUUCAAGUUGUUGAAGAAACUAUCGAUGCAAGUCGGAUGAAUAUUGAGAUGCUCGGAAUAGGUCCGCAUACAGUCGAGAUGCCUGGUCCAAGUACAGUAGCCGAAGCACUCCGAGAAACUGCACAAACUUCUAAUAUUGUAUUGACAAUUUCGUCAAGCUCAUCAGGAAUAUCAGAUAAUGAAUGUGAAGUUGUGGGGUAUGUGAAGCCUCGGCAUGAAAGAACACCAGAAGUUAUCGAUCUAUUAUCAUCGGAUGCUGACACAGUGAAUGUGCCUGAUGCUCCCAAUUUAGACUAUGGCGAGCAUACUAGACAUAACUGUCAAAUUGUGACAAAACAAUGUCCACCAUUUGAAGAUUGUAUAGAUCGGUCUCCUUUUGAUUCGCCGAGUGUAUCAACCUUAAGCGAAGUUAACGAGGCUACGACUUCUACGGAUAGGAAAAGAAGCUCAACCCAAAAUACUCUGGCAUCCUUAAAACGAUUUUCUGACACAACGACGUCGGAGAGUGAUGAUAUCGAUUCUAAUCGGGAUUAUACUCCCUACAGCGGUAACGGAUCAAAGAACAAAACAAAGAAGUCAAUCAUUGCCACAAGUCCUGUGCAUGGUCAAAAGUACAAGCGGGGUACGAAUAUGUUUGUUCGAAUAAAGCGUCGUGUUAAAGCAUUGAUUUCAAGUAGCAGCGAAUCUGAAGGCCGGAUCAUAGAUGGAAUGUUCAAACCCGUGUCAAUAUCACCAGAAAGUGACAAGAGAGAAUAUUCUUCAAGUUGGAAUGAUUCUAGUCCAGACCGGCACAAAAAACGUCAGGAAACAAAAGGUAAAUCCAAAUUAAUGAAAUCGGCAAUAUCCAAUAUGAUAACAGUUCGUAAAGACUUAGUUAAAAAGGAAGAAUGGUGCAGUGAAAAUUGUGCAGAAAGCGAUACCUCUCAACGAAGCACCAGUAUUCCCAAACAUAGAUCUUGUAGAAACAAGAAAUGUGGAUCGAAGAAAUAUCGUUCGAUCAAGGAUUCAGAUUCCGAGCGAGAAGUAAAGAAGCGUGAGAGUGACGAAUAUAAUUCUUUUGAAGACAAUGGGAUGUCAAGUAAAAAACUAACAGAAGCUAAUUUUAAAGUCGACUACAGCACGACAGAUUCCGAGAGGAAUGUGUUGAAUGGUCGCUCAAGUAGCUAUUGCAGCGCACGAUCGAGUAAAGCAUAUGUUGGUAAGAAAAAAUCAAAACACAAGGAUAGACGAAAAGAAAAGGGAAGUCGCAAAUCCGACAGCAAGACUGUUGCUGCUACUGUCACAGAUUCAUUCCAGGCCGAUGACAAUUGCACACCAAGUGUUUCAACGGCAUCUGUAACUUCAUCCAUUAGAAGUGACACACUUCUUUCAUCUAGAUAUGCCAGUUCUAAAAAACGUUCGAGUUCUAAGGAGAGACGUAGAUCCCACAAAAAAUACAAGGAAUCCAGAAAGUCUCAUAAACGAUCUAAGAGCGAAUCGAAAUCAAGGUCCAAGAAAAAGAAACGCCGUAUUAGAUCAUCCUCCAGUUCUGACUCGGAAUAAAACAUGUAUUAACAAAUUUGUUCAUUAACGUUCAGUUCUCUGUUCGUGCGCAGCAAGAUUUAACUCUCACAAAUCAUGUCUAGAUGAAAUAUCUUGUUGAUAAUAAUUCCCAACGCUAGCGUGCGCUAGCAAAAAUAGGACCUGCAUAAUUCAUAGAUAUACGUUAUGGAAAUAAUUGAUUGAAGGGUGAUCAUAGAAUACACAAUUCACGAGAGUAAUUGAACGUUUCUUACACCUAUGUUCUAUUUUUUUUUAAG
Messenger RNA from Neodiprion fabricii, 3025 nucleotides. RefSeq names its product E3 ubiquitin-protein ligase Topors-like. The record is from RefSeq and is a predicted model, not a curated record. Gene Ontology annotation, molecular function: ubiquitin protein ligase activity; metal ion binding. The transcript has 7 exons. Lineage: Eukaryota; Metazoa; Arthropoda; Insecta; Hymenoptera; Diprionidae. Gene Ontology annotation, biological process: protein polyubiquitination; protein monoubiquitination. The coding region runs from base 213 to 2768 and encodes 851 amino acids.